AUGAACAAUAUGAACAUGGAGGCAGCGGUGCUGCAGGCGUGCAUCGAGGCCGCAGACGAGAAGCGCGCAGGCAUCCUUCGAAGACUCCCCGGCGUCGGCACCUCUCAAGCGAACCAGGUCACAGGCAGCAGCUCCGAGCAAGGCUCCAGCUCCAGCUCAGAUGCAACUGUAGCACCCAAGACCAAGAGAUUGACUGACUUCGCUCCUGAUCCAGGUUACUUUAUCGCGGGUGCCGUCGCCGGAGGACUAUCGCGAACUGCCACCGCUCCUCUCGAUCGACUGAAGGUCUACCUGCUCGUCAACACUCGGGCAAGCACCGACACGGCGGCCAGUGCUCUUAAGCAAGGGCGUCCGCUGCUCGCCCUUCGCAACGCAGUCAGGCCUUUCAGUGAUGCCGUCAAGGAUCUCUGGAAGGCUGGUGGUAUGAGGAGUCUGUUUGCAGGCAAUGGACUCAAUGUUAUCAAGAUCAUGCCCGAGAGUGCCAUCAAGUUCGGAUCAUAUGAGGCUGCAAAGAGAACUCUCUCCAAGCUCGAGGGCCACAACGAUCCCAGGCAGAUCAACAGCUACUCGAAAUUCGUCGCAGGUGGUGUUGCUGGCAUGGUUGCUCAGUUCUGUGUAUACCCGUUGGAUACACUAAAGUUUCGCCUCCAGACGUCAACGGUCCAGGGCGGCCUCUCUGGAAACGCCUUGGUUCUCGAUACUGCCAAGAAGAUGUGGCAGGCUGGUGGUGUGCGCAUUGCCUACCGCGGUGUCACCAUGGGCCUGAUGGGCAUGUUCCCCUACAGUGCUAUUGACAUGGGCACAUUCGAGUUUCUCAAAACCUCAUAUAAAAGAUACAUGUCGAAAUACCGCGGCAUCCACGAAGAAGACGCCAAGCCAGGCAACAUUAUGACUGGCAUCAUUGGCGCCACCAGCGGUGCUUUCGGAGCAUCGGUGGUGUACCCCCUCAACGUCCUCCGUACUCGCCUCCAGACCCAAGGUACCGUCAUGCACCCUGCGACCUACACAGGCAUCGUGGAUGUCGCACAGCAGACGCUCAAGAACGAGGGUAUGCGGGGCAUGUAUAAAGGACUCACACCCAAUCUGCUCAAAGUUGCUCCAGCAUUGAGCAUCACCUGGGUUGUGUACGAAAACACAAAGAAAUUCCUUGGCUUGGAAUAA
Messenger RNA from Colletotrichum spaethianum, 1161 nucleotides. Its product is annotated as calcium-binding mitochondrial carrier SAL1. The record is from RefSeq and is a predicted model, not a curated record. Lineage: Eukaryota; Fungi; Ascomycota; Sordariomycetes; Glomerellales; Glomerellaceae. The transcript is spliced from 3 exons. Gene Ontology annotation, biological process: transmembrane transport. Gene Ontology annotation, molecular function: ATP transmembrane transporter activity. The coding region runs from base 1 to 1161 and encodes 386 amino acids.